AGUUUAUCGAAAAAAAAAUUAGUUCAAAAGACAUCAGAAUUCAAUAGCAAACCACAUGAAUUAGUCUGUUUGGCAAUGAAACACCCCAAAACCAAUAGCCGAGAUCGAUAUCAAAGUUCGCCCGGCUAGAGGGCCUGAACAAUGCUAGAAGGUAACUAAUUUCCUCAGUGCAGGUAGAAAUCACAGACGAGAUGGAUGGACAAAUGAAGGGAGGGAAGGCUACCUUCUGACUUGCUCAAUUUCCCUCAAUCUGUGUUCCACUCACCUCCAAAGAGGCCACACGACAAGCCCUCCCACAAUCAAAAAAAAAAUCGAAACCAUGGUUAAGAAGUUCACUUCGCUUUUGGGGCUGUGUGGCAUUAGUGUCGUUGUUUGUGCUCAAGAGAAUUAUCACGAAUAUCAAGCCAAUAACCCAUGGGCGAAUUAUGAACGACUGGCUGAAAAGCAGACCCUCUCCCCAAGGAAUCAGUUCGUGGAUCGCCAAGGCUUCUUUGCCACUCCAGAGGCAACAGCCAUCGCCGCUGCGGCUUUGGGUGGGGUCGUCGGGUUGGUGGGGAUAGGCCUGAGUUUGGCGGAAGCGAAUACCCAACGACAAAACAUUGCACAAAACCUUGGGGCAACGACGUCUGGGCAAUUGGGCUCUUGUGAAAGGGAUCGAGAUAUCAUAAAUAAGAUGAACGAGUAUAGCAGAGUGAUUACCUUGUUGAUCCAGAACACCGGCCGUCGAUCUGAGUCACGCGUGCUCUUGGAUGCAGAAUCAAGGCAAAACCCUGAGCAGAUUCAGUUCUUACAAAGUGUAGCGGCACCAAUCGCAGUCCCAAAUUGUGGUUGAUCGAGCCAUGCUUGAUAUCAGUCUCACUCCUACCACUUGUUUGAGGUGAUCAUAAUUGAAAAUGUUCAUAAAUGCCAUGUUUACUCUACGUUAUUGUUUCUAAGCAAGCAUAAUAGUAAUAAAUAACCAAGCUGUUUGGACCGUGAACGAGUACUGCUUUCAAGUUUAACACCGAUUUAAGAUCUAAUUUGUUUUAUCUCCUGUUGGUGGGUACACGGGUCGAAGGUGCCAACGAAGCCGCUCAUCACGUCGUCCAAUGUUU
Molecule: messenger RNA, 1094 nt
Organism: Tigriopus californicus
Lineage: Eukaryota; Metazoa; Arthropoda; Copepoda; Harpacticoida; Harpacticidae
Exons: 3
Coding region: 320-832 (170 amino acids)
Source: RefSeq, a predicted model, not a curated record